Messenger RNA from Malus domestica (apple), 2216 nucleotides. The record is from RefSeq and is a predicted model, not a curated record. NCBI's taxonomy places the organism in Eukaryota, Viridiplantae, Streptophyta, Magnoliopsida, Rosales, Rosaceae.
UUCUUUCAGUGUUCUUGAGCACCGGCCAAACAGUCACCAUCCCGAAAAGGAACCCUAAUAGGGUCGCGAUCCGAGCAAAGGAAUCGAGGGGAAUCGAAGUGAAUCAAGCGGGCGAUUCGGCGCCAAAAUUCUAUGAUGAAUAUUUUUGUUGCGGAGCAAUGAGUCAACUCUUUGAUGACCGCAUUCCUAUCACGCCCAGCACCUUUGACCUUAUUGUUAUUGGAACGGGCCUCCCUGGAUCCGUGAUUGCUGCCGCAGCUUCUACUGCCGGAAAAGCUGUUCUUCACCUUGACACUAACCAAUUUUACGGCGGCCACUUCGCCUCUCUUCCCCUGGAUGAUCUCUUUCCCUUCCUAAAUUCUCAUGCUUCCCCACCCUCCUCCUCCUCCACAACCACUACCACCACCACAAUUACGGGACAUGAUGAUUACACUGCCUUACCCCUCACCCGGCGCUUGCUCUACUCCGACAUUGAGACGGUUACCUAUGCCCCUCAAGCCCUUGCCCAGCAUAACCCCAAAAGAUUCUACAUUGACCUUAGCGGGCCCAAGGUUUUGUUUCUUGCAGACAAAGCCACGGACCUUCUGUGGAGAUCGGGCGUGUCACCAUUUUUGUGUUUCAAGGGCAUUGAAAUGAAGUCCAUUUACGAUGAUAUUGGGGAGUUGUGGAACGUUCCAGACUCUCGAGUAGCAAUAUUCAAAGACAAGAGGCUAAGCCUCAUGGAGAAGAAUAAGCUGAUGAGGUUCUUCAAGCUUGUUUGGCAGCACCUGGAAGCAGCCUCUGACGAACAAGGGAGUGAAGGAAAUAGUGAGAGUAGGAAAAUUUCAGAUGAAGAUUUGGAGAGUCCCUUCGUUGAUUUCUUAAACAGAAUGGAAUUGCCACACAGGAUCAAAUCAAUUAUUUUGUAUGCCAUUGCCAUGGUAGACUAUGAUCAAGACGACCUGGAAGCUUGUAAAAGUAUACUUAAGACAAGAGAUGGGAUCGAGCGGUUAGCAAUCUUCUACAAAUCGAGGUUGACAAAUGCACCUGAGGCUAUGAUUUAUCCUAUGUAUGGUCAUGGGAACUUAUCAGGAGUUAUAAGCCGCCGCGCUGCUGUUAAAGGCUGCGUUUGUGCUCAACGAGUUCCAGUUGCCGUGCUUACGGACAAGGACAGUGGCCAAUAUAAAGGUGUGAGAUUAGCUUCUGGUCAGAAUUUGUAUAGUGAUCAGCUAGUUAUGGAUCCAACUUUCAAGGUCCCAUCGCUGCCAAUUUCAUCCCCACCAGACGUGAGAGCAAGUCCUCAAGUUUUAAGUCUGAAAGAUGAUAAACGAAAGGUGGCUAGGGGAAUAUGUAUUACAACCAGUUCACUGAAGCCAGAUAUAUCAAACUGUUUGCUUGUAUAUCCUCCAGGAUCUUUGUACCCUGAGCAAGAAGCUUCGAUCCGGGCAAUCCAAAUAGGUGGAAGUUCGGCUGAAGUUUGUCCAAAGGGCAUGUUUGUUGUGUACCUUUCUGUUUUAUGCGAUGACGCCAAACAAGGGAAAAUGUUGCUACGUGAUGCCAUGAAUGCGCUUCUCAAACUUGCGCUUUCUGGAAACCCUUAUGAUCGCACUCUUGAUAGUGAAGAUGCAGAAGUAAAACCUACUUUGUUAUGGAGCAUGUUGUAUGUUCAGGAGCUGACUACGGAUGAACAGGGUUAUUUCCUCUCAACUCCGAUGCCAGAUGCGAAUCUGGACUACAAUGAUCUCAUAGAUUCAACUGCGGUGCUUUUCCAGACGUUGUAUCCACAUGAAGAAUUCUUUCCAGGGACACACGCGGUUGAUAAUUUGGAGGAUGAUGGCAGUGACGUUGAUGCCCCGAAAGGGACUGAGUGAGCCCCUUCUCCUCAAGAGUUUUCCACCAAGGUCAAUAAGAGGAGACAACUGGUGGCAAGACUUAGUUAUCCAUCUCUUCCGAGGGCCGGGAAGACUCACAGAAACACUUCAGCCUUCUCCUGGCCACAAGUCUGCCUUCCACACCAGCAGAGGGUUUCAAACCCAAGACCUCAAGUUUUUAGUUUUAAAGAAGUCUCAUAAUCCACUAUUUACCAUUGGGCCACUGUUCCUUUAGACUAGAGUUGGGCUGAAUUUUCUCUAUUGCAUUUUUAAGUUACAAAUUUGAACAAGAACCAAUAAAUUUUGUAUGAAAUUCACGUAAAAGUUAAAAGACGUCUAUGGCACCAAUAUAUCCAUAUGAGUAAA